AUGGCUGAUAAACACCUCUCUUUGGCGCCUCUUGAAGGGGUGCAUAUCAACCCAUCUAAAGGAAGAAAUUUGACUUCCUCUUUGCAUAGAGAGGCCAUCCUUGCUAAGUCACUGGACGGCAAAAUUGCGAGUUAUCGUGAUGCAGUGAACAAGCCUGGACCUCUUUGGGUUGAUUUUGGAGCUGGCCGGGAGUUUGAUGCUGGCUGUGCUGCAGCAAGUCAUCAGUCAAUUAAAGGCCCAUUUGUAUCAGAAGUUGUCGAUGUCAACAGUUGUAUCUCCGAUUUUUUGACUGUCAGAGAAUAUUUAGACCUAGUCAAUUUGGCGUUGCUUCAACACGUGGAGGACGCGCCAACAGCGCUUGGCCACGGCGGCGUUACACGACAGGGGGAAGUGUAUGCCGAUCGCAUGAAGGAACUAACAACAAAUCCAGAGUAA
Molecule: messenger RNA, 435 nt
Organism: Coccidioides immitis RS
Lineage: Eukaryota; Fungi; Ascomycota; Eurotiomycetes; Onygenales; Onygenaceae
Exons: 4
Coding region: 1-435 (144 amino acids)
Source: RefSeq, a predicted model, not a curated record